AUGCUGCGCAAGCUCACCGUGGACCAGAUCAACGACUGGUUCACCAUCGGCAAGACCGUGACGGAUGUGGAGCUGCUGGGCGCGCCGCCCGCCUUCCCGGCCGAGGCGCCGCGCCGGGACGCCGGCCCGAGCCCGGUGCCCGCGGGGCCGGCGGCGUCUCAGCCUCCUCAUUUACCUGCUAGUGCAGUAUCCCGGGCCCGCGGCCAGCCGUGCUCCGAGGAGGAAUACAUCAACCAGUACAGACAGCUGGAGGCUCAGGAGCUGCACGUGCGGGCUCACCCAGCCACGGGGCCAGGUCGAAGGCCGCCUUUGAGUAAAGCGAGCAGUGUGACGUGCGUGCCUGAGACGACAUACAAGUACCCGGAUCUGCCCAUCAACCGGUAUAAGGAAGAGGCCAUUUCCCUAAUAGAAAGCAACUCAGUGGUGAUUGUGCAUGGUGCCACGGGCAGCGGGAAGAGCACACAGCUCCCUCAGCACGUCCUGGACCACUGCCUCCAGCGCUCCACCUACUGCAACAUCGCCGUCACGCAGCCGCGCAAGAUCGGGGCCAGCAGCAUCGCGCGGUGGAUUAGCAAGGAGCGCUCCUGGACACUGGGCGGCCUGGUGGGUUACCAGGUGGGGCUGGAGAAAGUAGCGACCGAAGACACCAAGUUACUGUACAUGACCACGGGCGUCCUGCUGCAGAAGGUGGUGAGCGCCAAGAGCCUGGUGGAGUUCACACACAUCUUCAUCGAUGAGGUGCAUGAGAGAACCGAGGAGAUGGAUUUCCUGCUCUUGGUGGUACGCAAACUUUUACGGACAAAUUCACGUUUUGUGAAGGUGGUCCUCAUGUCCGCCACCAUCAACUGCCAAGAGUUCGCCGACUACUUCGCUGUACCCGUGCAGAACAAGAUGAACCCUGCCUACGUGCUGGAGGUGGAAGGCAAGCCGCACUCGAUCGAGGAGCUCUACCUGGACGACCUGGAGUACAUCCACCACGGCGGGCUUCCUGCGCAUCUCCUGGAGGAGCCGGUGAUAACCAGGGACAUCUAUGAAGUGGCCGUCUCCCUAAUUCAGAUGUUUGAUGACCUCGACAUGAAAGAGAAUAGGACCAAGAGCUGCUCGGGAGCCCAGUUUGUGUCGGAGCGGAGCAGCGUGCUGGUAUUUCUGCCAGGUCUGAGUGAGAUAAACUGCAUGCAUGAGCUUCUCACAAGCAUGGUUCACAAAAGGCUGCAGGUGUACCCGCUCCACUCAAGUGUGACCUUGGAGGAGCAGAACAAUGUGUUUCUAAGCCCUGUGCCUGGAUACCGGAAGGUCAUCUUGUCGACCAACAUCGCAGAGAGCUCCAUCACGGUGCCAGACGUCAAGUACGUUAUAGACUUCUGUCUGACGAGGACUCUGGUGUGUGAUGAAGACACAAAUUACCACAGCCUGCGCCUGAGCUGGGCAUCCAAGACCAGCUGUGACCAGAGGAAAGGCCGGGCUGGACGCGUGUCGAAAGGCUACUGUUACCGGCUGGUGCAUAAGGACUUCUGGGCCAGCUCCAUCCCUGCCCAUGCUGUCCCUGAGAUGCUGCGUUGUCCCUUAGGAAGUACCAUCUUGAAGGUGAAGUUACUUGACAUGGGGGAGCCGAGAGCUUUGCUGGCCACUGCCCUUUCUCCGCCCAGUCUGGGUGACAUUGAGCGCACCGUGCUGCUCCUGAAGGAGGUGGGCGCGCUCGCGGUCAGCGGGCACAGGGACGCAGAGAGCCCCCACGACGGUGAGCUGACCUUCCUGGGCAGGGUCCUGGCCCAGCUUCCUGUUAACCAGCAGCUUGGGAAACUCAUCGUGUUGGGGCACGUGUUUGGGUGCCUGGACGAGUGUCUCAUCAUUGCGGCAGCCCUUUCCCUGAAGAAUUUCUUCGCUGUGCCCUUCCGGCAGCACCUUGAUGGAUACAGGAACAAAGUGAGUUUUUCCGGCAACAGCAAGAGUGACUGCAUCGCACUCGUGGAGGCAUUUAAAGCGUGGCAGGCUCGCAGACAGCGCGGAGAGCUGCGACAUCCCAAGGAUGAACUGGACUGGGGACGGGUCAAUUACAUUCAAAUCAAGAGAAUCCGAGAGGUGGCUGAGCUGUACGAAGAACUGAAGAACAGGAUGGCGCAGUUCAACGUGCACGUGGGCGCCCGGCGGCCGGUCCUGGACCAGGAGCACACACACAAGCAGCGCUUCAUCCUGCAGGUUGUCCUGGCGGGUGCUUUCUACCCCAAUUACUUCACCUUCGGACAGCCGGACGAGGAGAUGGCGGUGCGCGAGCUGGCCGGCAGAGACCCCAAGACAACCAUUGUGCUGAAGCAUAUCCCAGCCUAUGGGUUCCUGUACUACAAACAGCUACAGUCCCUCUUCAGACAAUGUGGCCAGGUCAAGUCCAUCGUGUUCGAUGGUGCCAAAGCCUUUGUGGAGUUCUCACGGAAUCCAACAGAGAGGUUUACGACCCUUCCUGCAGUGUACAUGGCGAUGAAGAUGUCCCAGCUCAAAGUGCCCCUGGAGCUCAGCAUCCACGCAGCCGAGGAGAUCGAGGGGAAGGUGCAAGGCGGGGCCGUGUCCAAGCUCCGGAACACCAGGGUGAAUGUGGACUUCCAGAAGCAGACAGUAGACCCAGUUCAGGUGUCCUUUACCACGGCGGACAGGUCCCGGGCAGCUACAGACCUCCUUCUCAGAGUCGAUGUUACAGAGGUGGUUGAGGUGGGUCACUUCUGGGGCUACAGGAUUGAUGAGAAGAGUGUGGAGGUCCUGAAGAAGCUGAGUGCUGAGAUAAACCGGCUCCAGCUGGCACCCUUGCCCGCUCACCCGCACCCGGACUUGGUCUGUCUGGCACCUUUUGCUGAUCUUGAUAAAGAAAGCUACUUCCGAGCCCAAAUCCUUUAUGUUUCUGGAAAUUCUGCCGAGGUGUUCUUCGUGGACUAUGGCAACAGGUCUCAGGUGGCCCUCCAUCUUCUCAUGGAGAUGCCCUCUCACCUGCUUCAACUCCCGUUUCAGGCUCUGGAAUUUAAAAUUUGCAAAAUGCGACCAUCAGCCAAGUCUCUGGUCUGUGGGGAGCACUGGAGCGGCAGGGCCAGCCAGCGGUUCACCGCCUUGGUGAGCGGCUGCGCACUGCUGGUGAAGGUCUUCUCCGUGGUGCACAGCGUCCUGCACGUGGACGUGUACCGCUCCUCGGGCGCCCAGGACAUGGUCAGCAUCCGGGAUGUGCUCAUCCGAGAGGGCUAUGCCGAGCUCACAGAGGAGUCCUACGAGUCCAGGCAAAGCCACGAAGCCCUCAAGGCCCUGUUUUCCGAGUCGGCAGAGAUGGGGCUGGACGAUGGGUCGCCGCCGUCUCCCGCGAAGGAUGAGAAGCAGCUGCUCCGCCUGCUGCUGGAGAGCUUCUCCUCCCACAAGCUGGGCACCCCAACCUGCAAGGCAGUUCUCCAUGGGCCCUUCAACCCCUACGAGCUCAAGUGCCACAGCUUGACGAGGAUAUCCAAGUUCAGGUGCGUCUGGAUCGAGAAGGAGAGCAUCAACUCUGUCGUCAUCAGCGACGCGCCGGCCGACCCCCAGCAGAGGAUGCUCAUUGCAGCGUCGCUGUCCGUCAACUCCACUGGGUCCACCAUGCUGCUGAGAGAGACCUCGCUCAUGCCACCGAUCCCCGGCCUCCCUGCCAUCCUCAGCAUGCUCUUCACGCCGCUCAUGGAGCUCAGGGUGGAUCGGGCUGGGAAGCGCUACACCGGAGUCCUCUGUGGCCUGGGCUGGAACGCGGGCACAGGGACCGCUGUGCUGCCGGAACACGACAUGGAGCUGGCGUUUGACGUACGCAUCGACGUGGAGGACAUCAUGGAGAUCAACAUCCUGAGGGCCGCCAUCAACAAGCUGGUGUGCGACGGGCCCAACGGCCUCAGGCAUCUCGGGCCCGAGAGGAUUGCGCAGCUGCAGGAGGACGCCCGCCAGAAGCUGCUGAGCUUGUUCUGCCAGUUGAAACCAAGAGAAAGAGUUAUUCCUACAUGGCAUGAAAAGCCCUACGAGUGGAACCAGGUGGACCCGCAGCUGGUCAUGGAGCAGGUGCGGGAGGAGAGACGUGGGAAGAGCACGCCGCUGCUCCAGCUGCACAAGCUGAUCGUGCUGGGCCCCUGACCCCCGCAGCCGGACGCGCUCUCCGUGGCACGCAGUCGGACAUUGCCCCUUGUGCUGCCCGGUGAUGUGGAGGGUCUGCGCCAUCUAAACCCUCGGGAAAUCGGGAAGCAGACUGCCUGGUAAAGGAGCUCCAGUUGAAGUAGCCACGUUGGCAUGGAACAUUCUAGAGCCUGUAGGUUUCAGCCUUGGGCUCCCAGUUGACCAGACAGAAAGCUGGGACCUGUUUAUAGCCAUGGUGUGUUUUCUGAUGUUUUUCCAUGGAGGAGGAUAACUAAUUUUGGAAAACCCAACUUUACUUUUAUACAUUUAAGAUUUUUAGUUAACUCACGAUUCUUGGUCCGCAUGUCAGAAAUCAGAGAUUACCUGGCAACUUCUCUGUGUGUGUGAAAACAAUAAAA
Messenger RNA from Ochotona curzoniae (black-lipped pika), 4517 nucleotides. It is a transcript of the gene TDRD9, whose product is annotated as tudor domain containing 9. Gene Ontology annotation, cellular component: intracellular anatomical structure. The record is from RefSeq and is a predicted model, not a curated record. NCBI's taxonomy places the organism in Eukaryota, Metazoa, Chordata, Mammalia, Lagomorpha, Ochotonidae. The transcript is spliced from 37 exons. The coding region runs from base 1 to 4119 and encodes 1372 amino acids. Gene Ontology annotation, molecular function: ATP binding; RNA binding.